Cornus florida is the source of this 2296-nucleotide messenger RNA. RefSeq lists its product as uncharacterized. The transcript is spliced from 5 exons. The record is from RefSeq and is a predicted model, not a curated record. NCBI's taxonomy places the organism in Eukaryota, Viridiplantae, Streptophyta, Magnoliopsida, Cornales, Cornaceae. Bases 103 to 1869 code for a protein of 588 amino acids. Gene Ontology annotation, cellular component: membrane; Golgi apparatus. Gene Ontology annotation, biological process: transport.
AUUAUUUAAUUUCCAUAGACAGUCGGAAGUCGGAACAGUAUUAUCAAUUUUAAUUAACUGUAAUUAACGAGUCAAAUUAUUUCUUUUGCCAAAAAUAUAUGAAUGUAUCGCUGUGAUUUAGAUUCACCUUUAUCAUUUUACCUUUCAACCGUUGUUGGUCUUCAUUCUUCUGCGUUUUUAGUUUCAGAGAGAGAGAGAGAGGGGGAGAGGGGCGAAAUAGAUACAGUUAUACAUACAUAUACAUAUAGAGAGAGAGUAGAGAGAGAGAGAGAGAUGCGAUUCAGAGGCUGUUACUCUGAUCUGGUAUCUUAUGGAUAUAUUAUAUGGAUUAUGUUGGUGAGCUACUGGAUGAUUGCAGUGAGAGCUUCGAUCCAUGAAUACAAGAACGAAGCCUUCAUUCCUCGCUUCAAUUCCUUCUUCUUCCACGGCGGUAGUGAGGGACUCUAUGCUUCCAAGGUCCAUGACACUUCCAAAAACACUUCCGAAGAUAAACCUCUCAAUGGCAAAUCAUUUAUCAGGUUUGACUCAAUCACGUUCCGAAGAACAAAAGAGGCCACCAAUAAGCAGAACGAAAUGCAGCAAAACACUGGAUUGGUUGAAGCUAUAAUAGUAGAGGUCAGAGACAGAGAUAAGAUUGGGGGCUCUUAUUUGAAUUCUGAUGCGAUAUGCUGCACUCCAGCUCUUGCCAAUGAUGGAUCCUGCAAGGUAGGAGAGGUUAUUAUCCGCCAAGACCCGGAUAACCCUGACUGGCCAAAACGGAUUCCAGCUUUCUUCCAAGGGAAAAGUGAAGAGGCUAACAUGAUGAUUCAAACUGUUGAGAUUAAUAGCACAGGAAUGUACUAUCUGUAUUUUAUGUUCUGUAAUCCAGAACUCAAAGGCACAUUAAUCAGUGGAAGAACUGUUUGGAGAAACCCAGAAGGUUAUCUACCUGGGAAGAUGGCACCACUUAUGACAUUUUAUGGCUUCAUGUCUCUAGCUUACCUUGUUCUUGGUCUCCUAUGGUUUCUUCGCUUUGUACAAUAUUGGAAGGAUAUAAUACAAUUGCACUACCACAUCACUGCCGUAAUUGGUCUAGGAAUGUGUGAAAUGGCUCUAUGGUAUUUUGAAUAUGCAAAUUUCAAUUCAAGUGGAAGCAGACCAAUGGGAAUUACUAUAUGGGCAGUUACCUUCAGUGCUGUCAAGAAGACUGUCUCGCGCCUUCUUCUCUUAGUGGUUUCAAUGGGAUAUGGUAUUGUGCGGCCUACUCUUGGUGGUAUAACUUCGAAGGUACUUCUUCUUGGUUUGAUAUAUUUUGUGGCUUCUGAAGCUCUUGAGCUUGUUGAACAUUUGGGGAACAUCAAUGACUUUUCUGGAAAAGCAAGGCUCUUUCUGGUUCUACCUGUUGCUUUAUUGGAUGCCUGCUUUAUUCUUUGGAUCUUUUCAUCAUUAUCUAAAACAUUGGAAAAACUCCAGAUUCGGAGAAGCAUGGCCAAACUUGAGCUCUACAGAAAGUUUACCAAUUCUCUCGCUGUAUCAGUGCUGCUCUCUGUUGCCUGGAUUGGCUAUGAGUUGUACUUUAAUGCAACCGACCCAUUGAGUGAAUUGUGGCGAUUAGCCUGGAUCAUCCCUGCUUUCUGGACUUCGCUGGCAUACUUACUCUUGGCGGUGAUAUGUGUUCUUUGGGCUCCUUCACAUAACCCAACUAGGUACGCGUACUCGGAGGAAACAGGUGAUGACCUUGAGGAGGAGGGUAUAUCGCUUACGGGCAGUGGGGUAAAGGUGGCUGGAGAUCUAGCAACCAUGGUGGAAAGAAAAGAAAGGAAGGUUUCGCUUGCAGCAGAUCAUGUGUUUGGGCUCGGAGAAGAUCUUGAGGAGGACAAGAGGGAAUGAAGUCACAUUUCUACGCAUAUGCCGUUGAAUCAUAGCUUUGAAGGUGGGUUCAGGAGUGAUAAAAAAGGUAAAAAAAUGCAAUAAGAUGCUUAAAUUGCAAAUCAAUAGCCCCACGUUUAGCUGCCCCUACCAUACAUACUCUUCCAGGUUCUGGCAAGUGGGCUAAAUUUCAGUGAGAAAUGGGAUUGAUGUGGGUAAGAAGCAAAAAGGGUCUAUCUUGAUAGGUGAUUUGACCAAUUUGUAGUUAGUGGUAGUCACAUUAUUGUGGACAAAUAGUUAAUAGUGUUUAGGAAAGCUUAGAAGGUUUCGCUUUCUCUCUCCUCCCCCCUCCUCUCUACGAAAUUAAGAGGUAGAACUACAAACAUGCUGAAGUCAUUCAAAAAUUAAACUCACAUUUUUUUUUAAUCAAUUUUUCCUUUGUUUAUUA